This is a messenger RNA of Parastagonospora nodorum SN15, 345 nucleotides long. RefSeq lists its product as hypothetical. The record is from RefSeq and is a predicted model, not a curated record. The transcript is spliced from 2 exons. Bases 1 to 345 code for a protein of 114 amino acids. NCBI's taxonomy places the organism in Eukaryota, Fungi, Ascomycota, Dothideomycetes, Pleosporales, Phaeosphaeriaceae.
AUGUCGGAGACCUUCCAUGGCGCGGCGGGCUGUCGCGACGUGUUUGAUGCACUGUCCUCUGCGACGAUCGAGUGGCUGAUUACGAACGAAGCGGAAGAAUCGAGGCAGACUAGAGUCGAGUUUGAGAGGCAGCAAUUACAGCCUUCUACGACGGCUUUCGUGGACGAUCCAAACGCAAGAGUUAUGUCGAAUAUGCUGUCAACGGACAAUUUUGCAUUUGGUGAGAUGCUUAAUUCGGCGGCUCAAUGGCCAGGUGCUGGAGGCAUGGGAUAUUUUGAAAUGGCUCAGGAUCAGGAUCAGUACAUGACGGGUCUUGGAACUAAUCUCGACCCGUUUCUGUAUUGA